This is a messenger RNA of Centruroides sculpturatus (bark scorpion), 3038 nucleotides long. It is a transcript of the gene Rtf1, whose product is annotated as RNA polymerase-associated protein RTF1 homolog. Gene Ontology annotation, molecular function: RNA polymerase II C-terminal domain phosphoserine binding; DNA binding. Gene Ontology annotation, cellular component: Cdc73/Paf1 complex. The transcript has a single exon. The record is from RefSeq and is a predicted model, not a curated record. NCBI's taxonomy places the organism in Eukaryota, Metazoa, Arthropoda, Arachnida, Scorpiones, Buthidae. Bases 171 to 2144 code for a protein of 657 amino acids.
CAACCAGGUUAUUGUCGAUUAGAGGACGGACGAAUUUUCUUAUUGAGCAAGUCGCCAUUUUUCGGAGACGUUAUGUUUUGGAGAUAAUUUUUGCUGGAUUAUGGUAGUUUAUACUUGUUUUAUUUAAGUGACUUUAUUCUUUGUGUGACGUAGUUAAUAUAUUAAUCACGAUGGUUAAACGUAAUCGAGCGGUGAUCGAUUCUAGUAGUGAAGACAGUAACAGUCCGGACGAUUUGGAUGAAGAAUUACUAUCUUUAGCUAAAAGAAAAUGUCCAGAAAGUAAAAAUGAAGAAAGUUCUAAUUCUGAUUCCGAUUCGUCCGACAGUGGAGGUGAAUGGAGUACCGAUGCCGAUAAAACAAAAACCGCAACUUCUACAAAAGAUGAUUCGCCCAGUGAUGAUGAUGAAGACGAGGACGACGACGACGAUGAUGAUAAUGAAAAGCCUUCGUUUGAUUCUGAACCUGAAGAAGGUGAAGUGUCAGACAGUGGUGGAGAGAGUUCGGGAGAUGAAGAAUUUAAUGAUGGAUAUGAUGAGAAUCUCAUGGGUGAUGAGGAAGAUCAAGCUCGACUUGCACAGAUGACAGAAAAAGAAAGAGAACAAGAGUUAUUUAAUCGAAUUGAGAAAAGGGAAGUGCUGAAAACAAGAUUCGAAAUAGAAAAGAAAUUAAGGUUAGCCAAAAGAAACGAAAACAAGAAAAUGAAUAAUAGCGAAGUUAAGUUAAACAGCGAGGCUAGUUUGCGUAGUAAAGAGCGAAGACGUACGGUCGAAGAGAAGAAUUACAAGUUGGAUAAGAAAGCUCAGGCAAUUAAAGAUUUAAGAGCCGAACGAGAGAAAAAGAAAAAGCAGUUAGAACUACAGUUACAUAAAGAUUCAGAAACGAAUGAGGAAGUCGAAGAAGAAUCUGAACAGCCGGUUAAAAAGUUAAAAGCGAGUGAUAUUUAUUCUGAUGAUGACGAUGACGAUAGUAGCAAUUCGGAUGUGGAUGAUAGAAGUGAGGAGUCUUAUAGAUCUCGAAGUGAAGACGAGAUGCCAAAAAAACCACAAUAUAUUUCUUCAAGGCAGGAAUUGAGCAAAAUUAGAUUAUCAAGACACAAGUUAGAAAGGUGGGUUCAUGCACCAUUUUUUGAAAGAGCAGUAAUUGGAUGUUUUGUUAGAAUUGGAAUAGGCACACAUAAUAAUAAACCUGUGUAUCGAAUUGCUGAAAUAGUUGGAGUUGUGGAAACUGCCAAAAUUUAUCAGUUAGGUAUGACAAGAACUAAUAAAGGAUUAAGAUUGAAACAUGGUAAUCAGGAACGUGUAUUUCGUUUAGAAUUUGUUUCAAAUCAGGAUUUUACGGAUAAAGAAUUUUUUAAAUGGAAAGAGACAAUGGUUAUGGAACGAUUACCUUUGCCGACAUCUGAAGAAGUAUCAAAAAAAGUUAAAGAUAUACAAGAUGCUAUUAAUUAUGAAUAUAAGGAAGAUGAUGUUGAAACAAUUGUGAAAGAGAAGGGACGAUUCAAAAAAAACCCACAUAAUUAUGCUGUAAAGAAGACUCAGCUGAUGAAACAAAAAGAUAUGGCUGUGUUGCUUGGCAAUGAUGAUGAAGUGCAGAGAUUAAAUUCAGAACUGGAACAACUUGAAGAAAGGGCUAAAGAGUUAGACAAACUUCGCACUAGUAGUAUUAGUGCAAUUAGUUAUAUAAAUGAAAGAAACAGAUUAAAAAAUAUUUUGGAUUCAGAAAAAGCUAUUUUACAAGAAGCAAAAGAAAAUAAAGCAAAAGCAGUAGAUGAUCCAUUUACAAGAAGAAGGUGUGCUCCUACAUUAGUUACAAAAUCUCGUGAAGCACAAAUUAAUGCUGAAAUACUUCAGAAACUUCACCAACAAAGGUUACAAGAAGAACGUAUAAAAAAACAAGAAGAAGAGGAGGAGGAAAGAAGAAAAAAUGAAGAAAUGAAACAAAAAGUUAAAGCUACAAAUAACGUUCAACAACAACGUUCUGGAGAUGAUUUAUUUACAGCUCAUAAUUUUGAUAUAAAAAUUGACUUGGCAUUACCAUUACCAGCAAGUUCAUCAAGUUCAUCAAGGCCAUCUCCUGCAGGAAGAGUUGCUCCUAAGAGGUCACUUAAUCUUGAAGAAUAUAAAAAGAUGAGAGGUCUGAUUUAAGUCUUCCUGUUAUGGACUAAAUAAUAAAUAAUGAUUUAUUAUUAUUUUUUUUUUCAUGUACUUAAAAAGUAUUGUUUAUAAUAUUGACUUUUAAUACUGUAUAUGAUGUUGCCAAAAGAAUGCAGUAAAUUAUAAUUGCAAGAAUGAAUGAUUGUAAUGAUACUGUACUGAAAUUUAUUGUUUUUUCAGUAUUUAUUCAUAAUUUUAAAGGAUCAAUCUGUUGUUUAGUAUAUUUUGAACUGUUUUUUUAGAUCUUAAUUUAUUUUUCAAAAAAAAAAAAGUUGCAAGCUAUCAGUGAUGAAAUCUCAAUAAUGAAAUUUUAAUCAGGGUACAUUAAAGUAUAAUUGAUGUUAGUAAUCGUUGAUCUGAAGACUUGAUCACAUAAAUGAUAAUUUUUGUCAUAUCAACUGUAUACUGUCUGAAAAUGCCUCAAAUUAGAAAUUGUCAAAUUGUACAAUUUAUUUUAUAGUUUUGACUAUUCAAUAAUCAUAUAUAACAAAAUGUUAUAUUCUGAGUGCUGUGUUGAAUGUUGAAGAAAAAAACAAAAAAACCCUAUUUUGCUAUGUAAAUAGAAUUUUGUCAUAUUUCAAGAGAUGUAGGGGACAUUGAUCUGGCAUAUAUUCGUAACAUUACUAUCGGAAUGUGAUUUACCAGAUUGGAAUUAUAGCAAACAUUCUAAAUUAAGCAUUGAUGCUACGUUAUAAUUUUUUAAUUGUAACAUAAUUAUACAAUGCAUUUAAAAAAUCCUUUGAUGUGACGAAAAUCCAUUGACAAUGCAAUAUGUAUAUCAUCAGUGCAAAAUUUAGAAUUCAGAUGCAAGUAUAUGUGCCUGAUCACAAAACUCAUCAGAACCUUGCAUACUUGUUCAAUAAAUUUAUGAUCAUAUUGUAUGUA